GGGACAUUGAACGCAACAUUAUUUCCUGUUUGAAGGAUAUAUCGACUGUACAAGCCAAAGGCAGUUUAAUGUAUUUUAUGUCAGGGUAUUUCCUUGACACUCAGUUUGAAACUUGUUUCCUGAGCUUUGGCACAAUAGAAAGCUUACCGGCAAUGUUUUGGGAAUAUUUCGACGCGGCUCCGCGCCUCGGGAAUUCAGCGGGCGGCACGAGCGAGACACACGUGCAAAACACGAAAGUGGCAUUUGAGCCCCAAGCGGAGACUUUACACUGUCGGGAGAUAACCGUGAGUCGGUGUUGACGGGAACGAAACUAACGUUAUGAUCAACAAGUGGUCUUUUUUAUUUUUGCACUGUGUGGGUGCCGGGGCUAUCUGACAGUAGGACCGGUAGCUCCGGUCCGAGUGUUUACAGCGCCUCGAUAACGCGUGUUAUGUGACUACUUUGAUCUAGCUGCCGUUAUCUCCGUGGGUAACGUUUAUCAGGCGUUACAUAACGUUCAUCGGUAAUCUUUCUCCCUGGCAGCUGUUUUGACGCUGUCCUAUUUUUGUCCCAAUAUCCGCGGUUUUAACAUGACGGAUUGUGUGAGAGGUGGGGGGGAGGUCUCCAACCCAGCAGGUCUGGAUGAGUCGGGGCAGAUUUACUCUUCCCCAUAAGAAGCUUACACACAUACACACACUUGUUGACAUAUAUUGACAGCCUGUAAUGUGGAGUGAUCAAAAACAGCAAAAAUGCCAAAUGAAAAUCCAGCAACACGUAUCGGUCAGUGUUAGGAUAUUAUUGUCACACAGCAACAUGUGUCGACUGAGUGACAAUAACUUGUCAUGUGGCUCUUCUUGACAAUAUGAGAAACCCUCAGCAGUUGGGAUGUGUAUUGCAAGAAAUGUUGUACACAAAGCCUGCGAGGGGGAGAUUUACAAAUUAAGGCUGAGCACCAGAAGAAUAUAAAUCCUUCCCUUUGCAGAAGCAGCAGGCCCUCCAUGACAUGUGAGAGUCACUGCACGAAAACUUGCGUGUGCAGCUGCACAUCUCCAUGCUGGCAUUGCAUCGGAACGGGUUGUCGAGAAUGUGCUCUAAGCUAGAUUAUUGAAGGGACGCAAACAUCACAUCAUCAAUAUAUGGGGACCUGGCAACAUCACAUCAUCAGUGUAUGGGGACCUGGCAACAUCACAUCAUCAGUGUAUGGGGAUCUGGCAACAUCACAUCAUCAGUGUAUGGGGAUCUGGCAACAUCACAUCAUCAGUGUAUGGGGAUCUGGCAACAUCACAUCAUCAGUGUAUGGGGAUCUGGCCGCUGACGAGCACAGAAAAUGGCUCAAAGGUUAAGACCUCUGGUCUUGACGACGUAUCGUGUUCUACCUUGAUGGAGGAAUGUUACAGAAAAAAAACAAUCUAUUGUUCUUGAUUAUAUGUCUACACACUGGUGGGGGAGAUGUAAUUAUUGUUUUGUUGUUCCUGCAACCAACCGUGUCGGCAAUAUGUCUCUCUCUUUGUUGUUGUUUCCAGUAUUGAUCUGAUUCCAGCAUCCCGGGUUUAUUAAGUUGUAAACAUGCAGUUAUCUUGAUCAUUACAUUAGGUCUGUGUUGCCUCGAUGGAAGUUUACUCAAAUCAAGGUUUUUGUGUGAAGUCUGGUUGUUCUGCUUCCUGGACAGCAACAAUGUUGCCAAGAUGCCAACACAUGUCUGUGUUACUGCAAAUAUAGCAGAAUUGUUGACAUGCAAGACCGCGAUAGCAGUAAGGAAUGAGAUGAUGUAGAUGUGAGGUAUGAGAGGUCGUAAUAGGAAAAGCACAGGUGUAUUCAAUAACAUUAAUGAUAUGGUCUUGUAUUGAUAAUAUGCCAUCGUUAAUGUUAUCAAUUUCACCUGUGCUGGUCCUACUAUGACAAGUCAAAAUGUCUGCCGCUAAAAAAAAAAAAAAAAAAGGACCACCAUCAGACUCUUUGUUCAUCGUCCCCCCCAUCCACCAGAUCCAAACACUACCGAACCGUCACAGGAAGUAGGUUUCCUCCUCUGUCGUCUCUCCCAACAACUGACAGCAGGACGAGGAGCACCGGCUCUCUACGAGAAACUUAAUAGUUAUGUAGUGCUUGAUGUUUCUAAAAAUAUCCUCCAACACCAAUAGCCUACAUAAAUACCUACCCUGUACCCACUUUUGGGUUCACUCUCUCUGCCGCUGACAGCGUGAACCCAACCCGACUAUCAUCCGUUUUUUUAUCUGCAGGCAAGCUUUUCCUCUGGUGGAAAGAGGAGCCUGUCACCGGUCCUCUGGACAACAUGUAAUUAUGUGACCCCCUUCAGAGGUGCACCCAGCUGAGUUGGCAUAUUGGAAGGAUUGCAAUUAAUGCAGGGGGUUGAGAUUGACGCACUCAAAGUGGGAUGCACCAGUUUUCCCCUUGUAGGCACUGGCUUAUUCCAGGCACAGAUGGGAUCGGGGGCGUAGACUCUUGAUGCCACAAAAUGAAACGCACCCUAAAAGAAUCAAAGGGAGUAACACAUGAGGGACAUGUCAAUCAAGCCUGUUCUGUACACGCCCACACAGCCCUGAGAGGAGGUCUAAUCAGCCUAAGUGCAAACACCUGAAUGUGUGUGUGCACCACAGGUGUUAACCUCAGCAUAGGAUAGCUGAGCAUGUGCAACAAAGAAAAAUGUAAAGGCUGCAACAAAGCCACUGGAAAAUAUCAAAGAAAAGGCUAGAUGGGAGGGGGUAUCUUAGCUGAGAUGAGGGUUACAAUUAAGGCAGUAACGUAAAACGCAAGCAUGAGUAAUAAAGCUGCUUUUCUUUUUUCAUUGGGCCGUGUGCGACCUACAGUUUACCGCUAACUUUUACAGCAGUCCCAAUAAAAGCUGGUCAGCUGUCAGAGUAAUCUAAUUGUUGUUGUUCAUUGUAAGGCUGCAUAAUAUAGUACGUAGGUUAUAAUCACAUGUAUUUGUUUGAAGUUUGUACAGUAGCAAUUACACGGUAAUUGUGGAGUAUUGACAGGUCUGCAGUAUUUAGCCAGCUCAUUUAAUGUAGAAUGCCUUCUGUAGUUGAACAUAGUCAAUAUCAUUAUCAUUAUAUUCUCUGUGAAAUGAUUCGGUGCUUUUGUAAUGAUAACAUUGAAAAAUAGUGAUUUUAUUCCCACUUUCUCCUCAUGCAAGGCUUCCAAUCCUCGCAGCAGCUUUACCUCGGCCGCUGUGGUUUGAAUUAACUUCUCCAUGAACGUCAUUCUUUGCCUCUCACUGUGAGGAGCAUUUCACUUUCAUGGCCAUGAUGGUGUUUUGCUGCUCUUUAGAAGCCAGAUGUGAGCAAGAUGUAUGGCCUCCGCUAGGCCGAGUCAGAAGCCACAUCACAGUGCCACACACUAUGGGUGUCCUAAGAAGAAAAGGAUUAAUGAUUAGCUGUCAUUUCCUUUUUUUUCUGGCUUAUCGUGAGUGAUGUGACCGUAUUUCAUACCAUCGACCUAAUGAGAAUAGAACCACUCGUUACCAUCUGAACAGCCUCAGUCCCCGGAAAGCUAAAAAACCUGGACUGUAGGGGGGCCGCCAGCCUUUAAUAUCCAAUCCAGCUCUUCAAGGGAUACAUUUACGCCCCUAAAUUUUGUUUGACUUCAUCCAGCUGUUAAUGAAACCGCUCUUUUUGUUCAGAAGGGUGGAUGGUGGCAUUAUCAUCCUGGAAAGUGGGCACCACAUGGGGGGGAAACCGCGUUUGUACCAGACGGUGCACCUGGGCUUGUAAAACAGCCUCUUGUUCCUUGGCUGUUGAAUAUCCAUUUACAGCAAUUCCGCCACAUUUCUGCCCGUACGUUCAGGUAUCCAACGGCCUUUGAGGUUUGAGGGGUUUCUUCGGCUUUUUAAAGAUACAGGUGAGGAUGACUACGAUCAAGUCUUUCCAUUGAGGAGCGAUGGGACUUGUGAAAAUGUACCACUUUUGUGCCGUGUUUCCAUGAGUGAUGAUUUUUCUCCUCUAACUUUUUUUUGUUUUGUAUUUUUCCCCAGUGAGAGACAUGGACAACUCUGUCACCCUGUGGCAGUUCCUUCUCCAGCUCCUAUUGGAUUCCAGUAAUGACCAGCUGAUCUGCUGGACCAAUGAGGAAGGCGAGUUCAAACUACUGCAGGCAGAGGAGGUGGCCCGGCUGUGGGGAGCCCGCAAGAACAAGCCCAACAUGAACUAUGACAAACUGAGCAGGGCCCUCAGAUACUACUACGACAAGAACAUCAUAAAGAAGGUGAACGGUCAGAAGUUUGUCUAUCGCUUUGUGUCCUAUCCUGACAUCCUCAAAGGAGAGGGCUCUACCCGAGCAGAGGGCGGGGAUGUGGGCGCUGGGGGCUCCCCUCACCUGUUGAAGAGGGCCGACAGCAGCCCGCAGGAGGGGGAGUCAGGUGACCACAGUAGCACAGCAGCACUGGGCUCCAGCAACAAGCAGUCGAACCGCAACGACUACAUCCACUCCGGCCUGUACACCUCCUUCACCCUCAACUCGCUGCAAAAUGGACGCCAGCUCUUCAAGUCCAUCAAAAUAGAGAACCCGGCAGAGAAGCUGGCCGACAAGAGAGGUCUCGCCGCCGCGGUCCAGAGCCGGGAACAGUCGCCUCAGCCGCAGCAGCCGGCCGCUCUGCCGUCCGUCAUCAAGUUUGGAAACGCCCCUCCGAAUCCAGCACCAGCACAGUUCACUCGGGUUGCCAUGGAGCCGACCCUGAUGUCCCACCACUUGGAUUCCCUGCGAGCCCCCCACCAGAGGGCCGGGGACUUCCGCGCACACUCCUCCCCGCCGUCCCAGUCGUUCUACUUGUUUGAGCACAUCCGCCCAGCAGAGCCGACGUUCAGCCUGCCGGACCUGAUCUCGGACAGCCCGUCCCCGAGCCUCGUGCCCGACUCGUCCCAGGAGCUGGUGAUCGACAGCGACAUGGAGUCAGGAUCUUCUCAACCCGCGGAUGUUCAGGCACCAGACCGCUCAGACGCUCAGGCGCGUGAGAAGGUGGACAGUGGCCUUGGUUUGUCCGGAGACGAGACCAGUUUCGUGGACGCUGAAACCAGUUCGUCGUCGCUGAGCAGCAGCACCACGCUCAGCACUCUGAACUCGAUGAAGUCACGCAAGCCGCCGAAGAUACUGCAGAUCAGCCCGCCGACUCUGCUGGUCACCGCCUCCGACUUCUCCCCCAUGAACCUCUGCAGCCCGUCUCUACCGACGGCCUCUCUCACACCAGCAAUGCUGCAGACUCCCACUCUGCUGCUGACUCCCAGCCCUCUGCUGUCCAACAUCCACUUCUGGAGCACGCUCAGUCCAGUCGCUCCCCUCAGCCCUGCCACGCGACGCCAGGGAGCCCACCUGUUCCAAUUUCCGUCGGUCCUCACCCCUCAGUUCCAGAUCCCCGUACACAGCUUGGAUGGGACCAACACGCCCGGCCCCAUCACCCCAGACCCUCAGAGGACAUAGGAUGAACAAUGUCACCGCAUGGCAGCCAGACACCAUCCCCAUCUUCUGCUGCCCCACGUCAAGGACAAAGACGUGGGAGCUGAGUCAUUGCCAUUCGUCAUCGCUCUGGUGCUUUAAAGUUCACACUACAGUCAGACGUGCAGAGGGAGGGUCUGGAGAGACGUCGGCGGUCCGGGUUUGACACAUUCGGUUUGUUUUUAGAACCUUCACACCCAGACGUACGCUAUCCUGCACUCGCACACAUUAACUCCAUCGCCCCUCAUGCACAUAUGGAUUCAUUUUGUUUGACAUCUUGGGAUCCUCAAGUCCCAACAGUUCGAAAGGAGGGAGGAAUCUCCAUGGCGACAGUUGGCGCAUGUGGAUCGGACCCUCGGCAGCGACAAUCUGCUUCACGCAUGGACACGCAGACCACAUAUCUGAAUCUUUCCUUUUACAGAGUUUCCUCCUCGUCUUGGGCAACAGUGUUACUGCCAAAAGAAGAUGCUGACGAUGCUUCUGUUCCUUUUUUCUGCGCCGUCCUUAACUUUUACUCUUGUUGAAGGGUAGUGCUUUAACCUGAUGUGCACGUUUACCUGCAAACUCUGUUGUCUUUUACCCAGCACUCGACCUCGACUCACCUGCCUCAGUGUGAAGUCUUGGCUAGCUACAGCUGUAUCCAACAGGACUUUCUUAUUGUGACAUGUGGCCAUAAUCUGAUCUUAAACCUUUAACCAUGCCUCUAUGUAACUGUUCCCGUGUGUGUGUGUGUGCGUGUGUGUGUGUGUGUGUGUGUGUGUGUGUGUGUGUGUGUGUGUGUAUGUGUAUAUAUAUAUAUAUAUAUAUAUGUGUAUGUAUAUACACACACACAGUAGAAUAGCCCCUCCAGCCAGUCAGCGUUCAGGUGAGAACAGAAAGUGAAGCCAUCGACUCUGCAAGCAACGGCUCACAGAUUCUGUGUUUGUCACUUCUCUGAUGUUGCCUUCUUUUAAAGCAGCUCCACAUUGUUGGAGGCAGCUGUGCUAGAAUACUACUUGGCUGGUGAGCAGUGACUUCCUGGAGGUUAUCCGCUGGUUGCCUGGCAACUGCUCUUGGCCAAAACGUAGUUCCAGCACACCCGUAAAACACAUUUACGUGAUUUAACACGUAAGUUUAAGAGGUGUUUUAAGGUGGAGCCUGGCUAGCUGUUUCCCCCCCUUGUGAAGUUAAGCUAACCGGCUGCUGACGCCCGCUUCGUAUUUACCAUACCAUCCCCAUGAUGAUCAUGAUACCGUGAGAAGGAUAUCAGUCUUAUCUAACUUUUAGCAAUAUUUCUUAAAAUGUCGACCUUGAAACCUUGAUCGUCCACAGCUCAGCUCUGAAUUCUUUGUUCUAAAUGAAUGGGCUCUGAUAAAUGUUGCUUGCAGCGUCAGUAUUUGAAAUCUCAGACGGAACCUCCAGAUCUAUGUGGCUAAACUCUCGACAGUCUAGCCUUAACCUUUGCCAAGCCUUAGCCAUUGGAGACAUGUCCACCUUUACUCCAGAGGACUGUACAACAACACCUCCUGGAGCAUCGGAGCAGCUUCCCUAAAGCCCCUCCAGAUGAUCAGCCAUGAAAGGUUCACACCUGUUUUUGUAACUUACUUUUGAAGCCAUAAGUCUGAGACACAGACUCGAGACCUAGAUACCACAUUUCUAUACUAUUACAUGUGGAAAAUCGCACUUGUUUACAUGAUGCUUGGAAAGUGUUUCUUUACCCAAGUGUCCCUUUCUAACCCAGGGACGGCUGACCGGCGAGUCUUGUAGGUCUCGCGCUCAACUAACAGACCCGCCACCCCCCGUCACAUAGAUAAACGGUGCCUUACCACAGCCGAGCCCAAGUCCAGCUCCCGAAUGCGAGUUGUAUCAUUUACCCAGUGCACACGAGUGUUUCCUGUUUGUCUUUAUGCCGUAUCUUUGACCAAACGAGAGCCCUGGAAAGCUUGGGGCUAUUUAUUUGCGGCUCACCCGCAGUGUAUCAUAUCGAAGGAACCUUUUCGGGAUGCAUAACUGUACAUACAGACUGCAACAUGGCUUAAUAUGCAGAGCGUGUAAAUCUAAUCGGGCCAUGUUUUUAGAGUUGGCAGCCAUGUCUCUUUCCAAACUGCUUGUAAGUGUUUUGCGAUUGCAGAUUUACUCAAAGUAUAUAUAUAUAUAUAAAUAUAGAUAUAAAACCUGUUAUUUUUUGUGUAAUCUUUGAUUUUCCUGUGACACCGAUAGAACUAUAAGAUUGAUUUCUAUUUUUGUAAGGGCCAGAUAGACGUCUGCUAUGUUGGGCUUCUCUUUCUGCGUGUGUGUUUCCUCGUGUCCUUUUCCUCUGGUGUAUUUGGGAGGCGGCAGCCCUGUGGUGGCAUUGGCUACAUUUUGGGAAUGAAAGCCUUAUGGGGAGAAAUCUGAAUCUGUUUUAUAUGUAAAGUGUUUUGAUAGUGUCGAUAUUGUACACGCAAAUGUCGUGAUGGAACGUUUGCACUUAAGACUUGAGGGGGUUCCUGUAAUAUUGGAUUCUGUCGCUUUUCUACGACUCUGAUCUCCUCUUUGAUGAAAAGCGUUUGCUUAAUGACACGUAUAUUUUCCCAAAGGGACGAUAAAAUAAUGCACUUUGUAUUUUAUACAGUAAAUCUGACCUUUUACAAUAUAUAGCAAACAAUUUACAAGGAUCUGUGAUUAGGCACAACCACAAAAUAUUUAUUUUUUAGAAUUUAUAGUACAGCCCAGUAGAGUUGGCAGCCUAUAUUGCAUUUUUGCAGUAACUUUGAUAAAGAACCAAAUGGCUAAUAAUAAUAGCUAAUUACAACCCCAAAGCCCAUUUGAAACCUCCCUCCAGUCAGUCUUGUUUUAGCAUAUUUCUUAAUUUGUACCUUCUGAUGAUGUUUUCCCCUCAACCUACCCUGAAAUGUAAAAAUCUCCUUUGAAAAAGAAAGUUUUUUUGCUUUGUUCUGUCCCGUUUUCUAUUUGUUUGAUGCUUUUUCAGAUGUUUACAAGCUACUUGUCUUAAGUGGCAUAUUGAUGUUUGAGAGGUGUAGAGAAAUUGUUUAUAGUGGGAGAGAUAGGCGAGACCAAUAAAAGAUCUCUUCACUACUUGCGUUUCUGUAUUCUGCCAUUGCAUCAUUUGUUAUUAAUGUCUGCCAGCAGGAAAUUACAACAGCAGCACUAACACAGGGCUGAUGUGAGUCCCAUUUCAACAGCAGCAACCGAAUGUGCUGCAGAUGUUUCGCCAUAAACAGAGCAGACGACAUCACUCGCAUUCAUACUGGAAAAGGCAAUACUUGAUCGUUGAAGUGUCUUUUGAAUCAUGCUGCAGCAGAGAAGAGGUGCUGCAAGAGAUGAUCGUGACAAAGAAAAUGGGCCUAGUACUGUGUAUACCUCUUUAUUGUACAUUCAACA
Messenger RNA from Anarrhichthys ocellatus (wolf-eel), 8787 nucleotides. It is a transcript of the gene elk4, whose product is annotated as ETS transcription factor ELK4. Gene Ontology annotation, biological process: cell differentiation; regulation of transcription by RNA polymerase II. The coding region runs from base 3979 to 5409 and encodes 476 amino acids. NCBI's taxonomy places the organism in Eukaryota, Metazoa, Chordata, Actinopteri, Perciformes, Anarhichadidae. The record is from RefSeq and is a predicted model, not a curated record. Gene Ontology annotation, molecular function: sequence-specific DNA binding; DNA-binding transcription factor activity, RNA polymerase II-specific. The transcript is spliced from 6 exons. Gene Ontology annotation, cellular component: nucleus.